AUGAGGGUUUUUCUGCUGGCAAUGCUGUUGGUGUUUGCUGCACGGGCAGGUUCAGCUCAGUCUCAGAAGUAGCUCAGGCUGUGUGGUCGAGAGUUUGUUCGGGCUGUGGUUUACACAUGUGGGGGUUCCAGAUGGAGGAGGAGCCAAACCGAGGGCCCCGUAAACGGCUAUGAACUUCAGACUGGUGUGGAGUCGUCCAAGGUCACUCCAGAAAUGGACCGAGUCAGAAGAAACCUUGACACAAUGCUGCCCAUAAUGUGCUGUCAAGUGGGCUGUCGGAAAAGUGAUAUUGUUCUCCUGUGCUGA
Xyrauchen texanus (razorback sucker) is the source of this 306-nucleotide messenger RNA. RefSeq names its product insulin-like 5b (gene insl5b). Gene Ontology annotation, molecular function: hormone activity. The record is from RefSeq and is a predicted model, not a curated record. Gene Ontology annotation, cellular component: extracellular region. The transcript is spliced from 2 exons. Lineage: Eukaryota; Metazoa; Chordata; Actinopteri; Cypriniformes; Catostomidae.